Aspergillus alliaceus is the source of this 3699-nucleotide messenger RNA. RefSeq lists its product as uncharacterized. The coding region runs from base 1 to 3699 and encodes 1232 amino acids. NCBI's taxonomy places the organism in Eukaryota, Fungi, Ascomycota, Eurotiomycetes, Eurotiales, Aspergillaceae. The record is from RefSeq and is a predicted model, not a curated record. The transcript has 6 exons.
AUGACCUCCAAAAAGCGAGUGACUUUCGCAUCCAUGUGGGCGUUUGAGGAUAUUGGGGUGCAAGAUAUUGACAAUGAAAUCAAGCAAGCAUUUCCUCACCUGGACUGCUACACCGAAUAUCUCAAGCCGGACGAGGUUCUCGUGGUGAAGGGAAAUCUUGACGACUCUUCAAUAAAGAUCGCAGCUGUUGUCUCGAACUUUAUCGAGGACCAGACUAACAAGGAUCUCCUUGAUAUGCCGCGCACCCGCCAGCUAGAUAUGCCAAUUGUACUACAGGACGACGGAGCCUCUGCUGCCGAGGAGGACAAGCCGGAGGAUCUAUUAGGCCUUGACAACGACUCAGAUGAAGAGCUGAUACCUCAUUCUUAUGUCAAGUCUCGAGUUACCAAGCUUUGGCUAUCACCAGAUGGGGGUAUUGGCUGUUUUUCUACUGGCUUUCGUGAAUUCCUCGUGGAAAUUGCGGCAGUGACAGGGACCAACAUUGCGAUUAUCGACGAUCUCAAAGGCAUCCAGGUAUCUGGAACUAGCGCUGGAGACGUCGAAGACGCUUUAGCAAAGCUUACUCGGAUUGAAAAGCCCUUGUCAUGCCUUGGUAACCCCAAAGUAGGCAACAUGGGCAUAGCCCCAGGAAAUAAUGCAACCCAAUAUCGUAUUCAGAAUUACAGCAGUUUGAACAAAGUGGCUCUUCGUCGUGUCUUGACGGACCCAACAAUGAAUUCACAUUUUGGUAUCAGUCAGGUGUUUGUCACUACAUGUCUUUCAUUUGAUGAAAAAUCCCAGAGCUACAAGCUACCCGAGGAUCUAAUCAACCCACGAUCGAUUAGCAACGGACCAGGGAAGUCCAAAAUUUGGCAUAGUUUUACUUUCCAGGAAGUGGGUAAAUGGCAUGAAAUUCUUCAAACGGAAUCAGUCCUCGAGAAUAACAAUACAAACAUUCUGGCUACAACCUUUUCUGUAGUCUCGCCCAUUCAUCCUUACUUGACUGCUGAAAAGGCUAAGCAGGUCAAUGAAUGGGUCGCCGAGGGGAAUGAGAUAGAAGCAAUCAAAGAACAGCCUGAGCGUCCAUCGACACCACCCCCUGACUCUUCGGAGGAUGCAACAUUGGUCCCGAAUACUAAGAGAGGUCCCGCUAUUAAGACAAGAAGGGCUAUUUCCCCCCAUUCCAAUCCAUCCAAUUUACUGAUGGCUCCAGUGACAAAGCCUGAUCGUGUCAAGACACCUGAUUUUGUAUUUAAAGAGGAUGCUGCCCCGACUCCUCGCAGACGCUGGAAAAUGACGUAUGGAACUGAAUUGGGGAACACAGAUACACGGACCAGUUUUCCUAGACCUUCUACCCCUUGUGAGCUACGUGAUGUCGCUGAUUCAUUUGUUAAUGCUUCCAUGCCCGCUGGUCCCAGGGUACAGCUUCCCCUAAUCUUCGAUGAAACGAAGUAUGGACUUAUAAAGCCCCCUUAUCUUCCAGACAGUAAUGGUCGAAAUGCCCCAAAGUCUCAGAAGAAAGGCGAUACCCUACCCCCGCCGAUAAGCCAAAAUCUUGAGGUGAGAAACUUGCUAGUGGACGUGACCGAACCAGCAGCCAUAGGCACGACUACUCUUCCAACCAUUCGUGCGGAUCAGCCAGCUUUGAUACCUCUAAGUUCAAGCUUUGCUGAGAUUCCAAAUCUGGAUGAUUCAACUCUUGGAAGUAGUGCACUCUCAAGUGUAGAUGACCUGGCUGGCUUGUUGUUCCAGGAGAAACGCGAAACGCAGAAUGAAUCUGAUUGUCCUGAUUUGAGUCAAGCCACAAAAACGGCCGGGGACAAGAGCCUUCUGGAACAAGUUCACAGACUCCGCAUAUUGGAGGAGGCUUUUCUUGAACGGACAAGGAAGACAACCUCAACCUUUGAAGCCCCUAUGUUCACUGCCAGUUUUCCCCCCUCCCAGCAUGAUAUAAACAUCAAGCUGACUAAAAGACGGCUUGAAGAGCUCGAAAGAGGGAAUAAAGCGGAAGACAAACAACCAACCGAUGAGGUAGCCACCAGGGAGUUUCACCACACAAUGAACCACAAGGCACCUAAGCCAAGUGGCAGAGCAGCGAUCAAGCCCUUAAACAAAGCUCAGAGACAAGCCACUCUGGAGGAUGCAUGGGGAAUACCAAAAAAAUCUCUAAAUAAAAAGACUGCCAUUGCCCCCGAAGGCCCAGCCCCCUCAUUUGAGACUAAAGUCACGUCUUCUCUACACACGGCACAAGACUAUGUGCAGCAGACCCAAAAAGCGAAAGGAGAGCUGAGCAUGAACGAGACUAUUGAACAGCUUUUCGAGACCCUCAAACCCACUUUGGAAGCUGCCGAAUAUUUUCCUGGAUCUUUGGCUCUGGAGUUCCAGAUUGGUCUCGCAUUGAUUCCAAUCUUACCCAAGACAUAUAGGGAGGGUUUAGUCUCUUUGAGCGAAUGGACACGGAUAAUGCAACCACAGACUGGUGUUUCUGCCCCAACAACCAAGUUCAUCGAUAGAGUCACAACAUCGGGACUCGACAUUGAUCAUAUUGUAGACUUGAAAACCUCCAAGAAGGAAGGGAACCGCCGUAUGUUUGAAAGUGAGGACAACGAGUAUAGUGUCUUCUACGAAUUCCAUUGCCGAUCCAAAGCAGAUCAACCCAUCAUUGUUGCUGUUGAUGAACAGGGGAAGUACUGCAUCAAGAAGCCAACUGAAGCCCUUGGCGCAGUCAAUAUCCACUUUCCAGGUAAUAUUUGGGAUGCUCGGGUGGUUGUGCGCGGCAAUACUGCGUAUCCCAUCCUCGACAACCAGGAAUUUGAAGAAGCGGCACAAUACAUGGUUGACCACCUCUGGGUCCCGCCCCGCAAAUCCCUCAUUCAACUUUUCACUCGACUCUCUAAAGAAAAGCAUCUGACUGUCGAAAAAGUUUUAAUGAAACGCUGGACCCGUCAUCGGUAUAUUCGUGCAGACGAUACUUUCAAAGACAUCAUCACCCCUGACACCUCGUCGUCGAGCGGAGGAAGAGCAGAUUUUUCUACUGACUCAGUGGGAUCUACGAGUGCAAAAGCCACGGAGAGUAUUACCUCCAGUGACCAUACUGAAUCGCAAGACAUUUGGUUGCAAGUCACGGAAGUACAGGAUCUGUACAUUGGGUCUAGCCUGUCGGACUCUCAAGCUCUGAGAGCCCGUUGUGCCUCAAUGAACGAGAUGAUACGAAGGGGAAGGCAAUGGUAUGAAGUGUCACUUGGUAGCUCUGCUAUCGAGGCUAUAUUGAAGACAAAUGCGAACAUCGAAGUUGGGGAGCGGACAGAGGAUUGGCGGGUUGUUGACCUAUUUGGAAAUGAUGCUCUCUUCCUGGGCAGUAAGGCUGACCGGGAUUCAAGCUCGUCACCUAGGUCAGUCGCAAGAGCCAUUGGCAACGCAGGUAUUGGGGAUCUGCUCCGUCUCACAAAAGCGGUAGUUCGGAAAAUGAACGGAGUUGGAUUUUGGAAUUGUGGUUCCUAUGUCGGGAUGCCAAGUGCCGGCUCAUUGAAUGCCUCGGGUAUUCCUCACAAAGUCGGUAUAUCUUCUGCGAUGAUCAAGGUGGAAGAAAAGAGCUUGGACUUUGACGAACUAGAGAGUAUCAAGGAAGUGGGAAGUGAUGGAGACACCCCGGCAGCCAAAAACUCCAAUUCUGCUUCGUCCGCACAGAACAAGGAACAGAUUGAGAAGGAAUACUGGUAA